CCUCCGCCGACCGACGGCACCGAACAGCUCUGCCUGGUGGCCAAGAGUCCGUACCGAAUCCUUAGGUGCGCCGCGGCGGGCAAUCUGAAGCGGUUCCAGGAGCUCCAUUCGGAGGACCCCAGCUGUCUGGUGUUCAGGGACGCGCAGCGGGGUCGCACCUGCGCCCACUACGCCGCAGCCGCCGACAAAGUCGAGAUCAUCAAAUACAUUGUGCUGGCUGGUGGAGACAUCAACAUCACUGACAACGAUGGCCAGACCCCUCUUCACGCUGCCGUUGAGAGCUCCAGUCUGGAAGCAAUCAAAUGUCUACUGGAAUGGGGCGCCGCCACAGACUGCCUGGACGCCUCGCUGCGCUCCCCGUUCCACCUGGCGGUGUGGCUGGACCGCCCUCAGUCGCUGCGUCUGCUGGCGCAACACCGGCGGCUGGUGCGAGCCGAACAGCUCACCGAGCACGGCAGAGACGCCCUGCACGUGGCGGCCGUGCGCAACCACGCCCAGUGCGCCGAAAUACUGCUGGAGGAGUUCCAGAUGCUGCCGGACCGGUUCUGUAAGAACGGCUUCAGCCCGGUUCACGAGGCGGCGCGGCGGGCCAGCUUUGACACUAUGCUGGUGCUGACCCGGUGGGCGGCGCGGACAGGACGCUCGCUGAUGCAGAAUCCCGACUCUGAGGGAAACCUGCCGCUCCAUCUGGCCGUCCACUCCGGAGAUGUCAAGAUGGUGGAGCUGUGCCUUCAGAGGGGCGCCGACAUCACCAAUACUCAGAGCGACCUAUCCACGCCCGUCCACUUAGCCUGCGUUCAGGGCUCCAUGGAGAUCACCCAGCUCAUGCUCCGGACUCAGUCGAAAGACGCGAUGGCGGUGCUGGAUAUGCGCGACUCGGCAGACAUGACUCCGCUCCACUGCGCCGCCAAGUUUGACCAUAGCGCACUGGUCGAAUUCCUUCACUCCAAGGGGGCGGACCUGUCAGCUGUGGACAGCGAGGAGCGUACCCCGCUCCUGCUGGCCGCGUCUCGCUCCUCGUGGAGUGCCGUUACCACUCUGGUGAGCCUCGGAUCCGCCCUGGAUCCCAUCGACAAACGAGGCAGGAACAUGGUGCACUACAUCGUCCUGAACGGCGGCAGAUUGGGACAACUGAUGGACUGCAAACUGGAGAGCAUGGCGUCUGUGGCGGCCAUGCUGAACCGUCAGGACGGCCGCGGCUACACGCCGCUCCAUUUCGCCGCCCGAGACGGCCACCUGGCCAGUCUGAGAGAGCUGAUCGAACAGGGCGCCUGCACCGAUAUCAAGAACGCCAGUAACGAGAGUCCGCUCCACUGCGCGGCUCGAUUCGGGCGCUACUACACGGUCGAGUGUUUGCUUAGCUCUACCAAGGGCCAGCAGAUUAUGAACGGCAUCGACAGCUCUGGUCGAACACCCCUGCACAUCGCCAGCCAGAACGGCCACCUGCGCGUAGUGCAGCUGCUGAUCGGCAAGGGCGCCCUGCUGAACCGCGACUUCGAGGGUCUGACACCCCUGCACCUGGCCACGAGGCGCGGCUUUACGCAGACGAUGAACCUGUUGCUGGGCACGCACAGUCAGCUGCUCGACCAGCGCGACAAGGCAGGGAACACCGCGCUGCACCUGGCCUGCCUGGCCAACCGUCCCUCAGCGGCCGGCCUUCUUCUCUCCAUGGGGUGUGAGAUAGCGGCCAACGGGUCCGGGUACACAGCACUGGACAUCUGCAUCAAACACAAGCUGACCGAGACGGCGCGGGUGCUGCUCACCACGCCCACCGCGAGUACCGCGCUGCUGGCAGACACACAGGGUAAGAACAAAUACAUCGUGGCCGCCCUAAUCGACGUCAUGCCCAACAUCAUGAAGACCAUCAUGGACAAGCACAUCGUCUUCUCCAACUGCAAACGAAAUGACGAAAAAUUCACGAUAACAUACGACCUGAGUUUGUUUGAGCCGAACGACAGGCAGGUGACGGCCAUCCGAAAAUCCCGCGGGGAUAACAGGUGGAAGCCUCGGCCACUCACUGCAGUCAACCAUAUGGUGCGUCACGGCCGUAUAGAGCUGCUGAUGCACCCGCUGACGCAAAAGUACCUGGCCAUGAAGUGGCAGGCGUACGGCCGGAUCUGCCACAUGUUGUCGAUGCUGCUGUAUGCCGUGUUUGUGGCCCUGGUGACGGCGCACGGGGUGCACCUGCUGCGUCUGGUGCAGCACUGUCCGGCGCUGCUGCAGACGGACGGAUACGUCAGCUGGGAGGAGUCGGACGGCCUCCAGCAGGGCUGCGAAAACUCCUCAGAGGAUUGGGUGACCAACGGGUCGUCGAUUACGGAGCAAAUAACCAUGAUCGCAGUUAUCAUUUUCGGUGUCCUGAACGUGCUAAAGAAAAUGAUGCAAAUGUGGAACCAAGGCUGGGCCUUUCUCAUCGACUUUGAGAACUACCUGGAGCUGUCGCUGUACAUGUCUGCCCUGUUCAGCGUCACUCCCGUCUUCCACCCCGUCGUACAUCACGUCUACGUCAUCGCCGCCGCCAUCGCCGUGUUCCUCGCCUGGUUCAACAUGCUCCUCUACCUGAGAAGUUUCGAGUCGGUGGGCAUAUACGUCGUGAUGUUUGUGGAGAUUCAGAAGACGCUGCUGCGAGUUCUCGUCAUCUUUUCCGUCCUCAUCAUCGCAUUUGGACUCGCCUUCUACAUACUCAUGUCUCAGGGCAACCAUCCGGAGUUCAGCAGCGUGCCCGUGGCGCUGUCUCGCACCUUCAACAUGAUGCUGGGAGAGAUCGACUUCCUCUCCGUCUACGUGUACCCGUGGCUGGCGGAGCCGCAGAACGGGACCUUCAGCACCACAAUGCCGACCCACACCACCAACACAGGCACCGGGCGCCGCGGAGCGCGAGCCUCACCCACCGUUCUGGGCCGGCGGUUCCUGCCGUUCGCCAACACGGCCUUCCUGCUAGUCAUCGUGUUUAUGGUGAUGAUGCCCAUCCUGCUGAUGAACCUGUUGGUCGGCCUGGCCGUCGGGGACAUCGAGACGGUCCGCAAAAACGCCGCUCUCAAACGGCUCGCAAUGCAGGUGGACCUCCACACGGCGCUGGAGAGGAAGUUACCGGACGCGUUUCUGGCGCGCGUGCGGCGCACCCAAAUGGUGGAGUACCCGAACGUCACGCUGGCGGUGGCCAGCCGCGGCGGGCCGCUCUCCGCGUGCCACAAGGUGUUCCACUUUGUGAUGGAGCUGCUGACGCCCAGCCACGACACCGUCAACACCGGCACCUUCGACCACCUGGAGGCGGCCGUGGAGGACGACGAGUACCGCCAGCAGGAGGACCUCGCCAAGCUGAAGCAGCGGCUCAAGGAGGCGGCCACCGUGCUCGACUCGGUGCACCACCUGAUGCGCCAGGUGGCCGCACAGCUCGAUCUGGCCGGUACAGAGGCACGGGACGAGGACGAGGGAGACGCCCUGGAGCCGGGCGGUAGGAACAGCCCGGCGGCCACCAUCAGUGCUCGCAGCACCCCCGCGCCGCCGGCUGAUUAGGGCUGCCAGCGUCCGCACAUACGUCAGAUAACCGGCGACGGCGGGGAGCCGAGCGGCGGGGGACGUCAUCACAAGUCAGCGGGCGGCGGUAAACACCAUCACGACUCACCGAGCAGGACACGUCAUCAAAGAACGGCGGAAUACGUCAUCACAACUCACCAAACGCCAGCCAGACUAGCCGUCCUUACAGACACACGCCUCUUGUGUAAGUUGUUUGCGAUGCGCCUGUUAGUUUUGUCAGGUUAGGUUCGCCAGCAAACAAAUGUCACGCCUUUCUGCAAAGCUGGCCUCUGUGGUGCGUAGUGACCACACAAUGGAGACGCUGACAGACGCUAAGUGGUCCCAAUUUGUCCCAAACAGCGCAGUGGCGGCUUUAUUUGUUGUACGUGUUCGUGUUCGGUUAUAAGUGCGUCUCUGAUGCGUAGCAGCACACUGUUUCGUCACGUUCGAGAUACACACUACAGAGCAAUCGCGAUUUGGUAGCUCGGGUAUUUAUCGUAAAGCCGCGGACGCGUCGUUCACAUCACACAUCGCUGGCAUAUUGUCGCAGAUGUUACACAUAUUAUGGUAAUUUGUGAUUUUGAUGGUUCAUCGUGACUUGUGGCUGUAUUCGUUGUUCGCUGUGUUGAUGUAGCGUGCUCGAGAAACGAGAUUAUAUGUAAGUGAGGAGUGGGAAACGAAAUAAGAUCGGGAAACGAGGUGCAAGUCGCUCGAGAGUUGUCGGUCACAGACAAAGGGCAGGGUAGCAGAGCGGAAUUGUCCAGCGGGUCUGGUAUGUAUGAAACAAUCAUGCAAUUUUGUCUGUUCGAUGACGGAAUAUACUAGAACUAAUAGCGCACCGUCGUUAACUUUAUGUCGAUUUGUCAUGCAACACAACCAUUGUGCAACGAAUUGCUUAGCUUCAUGUUCGUCUAAUAUUGUUUGAUAUAUUUGCUAUGUUUUAAUAAUUAUUUAUUACCGAGAUAGUGAUAAUGAUGAUCCGAUGGACUGGCACAAUACAGUUUUGCCCCGA
Molecule: messenger RNA, 4528 nt
Organism: Amphibalanus amphitrite
Lineage: Eukaryota; Metazoa; Arthropoda; Thecostraca; Balanomorpha; Balanidae
Product: transient receptor potential cation channel subfamily A member 1-like
Exons: 21
Biological process (GO): transmembrane transport; monoatomic ion transport
Cellular component (GO): membrane
Molecular function (GO): monoatomic ion channel activity; protein binding
Source: RefSeq, a predicted model, not a curated record